Cygnus olor (mute swan) is the source of this 7283-nucleotide messenger RNA. It is a transcript of the gene TRMT9B, whose product is annotated as tRNA methyltransferase 9B (putative). The transcript is spliced from 5 exons. Gene Ontology annotation, biological process: tRNA wobble uridine modification. Gene Ontology annotation, molecular function: tRNA binding; S-adenosylmethionine-dependent methyltransferase activity. Gene Ontology annotation, cellular component: cytoplasm; nucleus. Bases 1526 to 2890 code for a protein of 454 amino acids. Lineage: Eukaryota; Metazoa; Chordata; Aves; Anseriformes; Anatidae. The record is from RefSeq and is a predicted model, not a curated record.
AUCACUCAUAUCUGGUGCUAUGGUGAAACUACUACUCCUCACCAGGAAAUUCUGCCAGAGAGAUGAUAUUGCCACCAGGUCCCCGAAACUUCUGCUUUACUGCAGGAAUUAUAGAAGGGCUAACCAAACAGUGAUUAAUCUGCUGAGCAGUAUCAAGAGUCAACAAUAUGGUUCUUUAUCCUUAUUCAGCUGAAGAGGAUCAGGGAAGUCCUGUGGGAAACUAACCUUCUGGAGAGAGCAAACUACCUCUUUUUGGCAGCUGAGCUUCUGUUCAGACUGUUUAUGGUGUUGAAGGCUAGGCAAGUCAUCUGUGAGCACCCAACAGUGGGACGGAAGGACAUUGUCAUCUCCACAGUUUGGUGGAGCAGAGAUGAGGGAGGCAAGGGGAGGCUUGCAGGCAGGCUUAGAGGCAGAAUCUAAUUUAGCAUCCCUGCAGAACUGGUAGUUGAGAAGAAGGUGGGAGAUGCAGGUCUCUCACAGAAGAUCCCACAGUCACAAGCAGAAGCAAUUCUUGUGCCAGAAGUUUCUAGCCUCUUUGCAGUCUCUGGUUUUAGGAUUCCUGGAAUGAAAGUGUGCAAUCUCAGCAUGGGAUCCUAGGGAACUGAACCUACUUGCUUCAGGACAUAGAGUCAGGUGGAGGGCUGGGUCUCCAAACACAGUGUCCAAAGCCUAGCCAAAGCAGGUAGACCUCACUUCCUUUCUUCUCACAGUGUUCCUCCAAAUAAUGAGUGCAAUAAAGCCCAGAACAUGCUGCGCUCAACUUGUCUAUGCUCUGUACUCCUGUCUUACCUCACUGCAUUCACCUACGUCUGCUGGGGAUGGUUAGGUAGUCCUUUUUCAGUGUACCAUGCGGGGGGAUAGACUAAAUAAUUUUUGAGGUCCAUGCAAGGGCUACGUGUCUGUUGGCUUGCAGGCCUGGACCAUAAAACAGCUGGGACUCUCAUCUCUGACAGCCAGUCUCUUUUGAUGGGUGAAUCCUUCCCUUGCUGCAAAAUGGAACACAUUUUUGUUAGCACUCUGACAAUUUCAAAAUCAAAAGUCUGCAUCUAACUAAUUAUUUUCCCUGUCUGUUAGCCUUGUAGUCAAUGGUUUGUCUGGAAAGGCUCACAGCGUAUGCUUGUGGCUAAGCCACAUUUCUGUUUUGAGGAUUUUCCUUAAGAUCUGGAGUAGCCUCUUUUGACUGGGAAGGCUUGAACAGGAAUUAGGGGAAUUAUUCAAAAUGGCGUUUGAGAAGAGGAUUGAUAGCUAAGACAGAGGGGGGAUAACCAUGCCGUGUGUGAGUGAGGGAGCUUGGUCCUUGGGCUUUUUUGUUUUGCUGAACUUAUCAGUAGGGUGCCUAGCAGUGACUACAGCAUAUGUUCAGGUGCCUUUCUUGUCAAUGGUCAUUCUCUCCAGGCCUAGGAGCUCCAAGUGAGAUCCACAGAGAAUCAUGUUAACUUCCUGUCCUGUCCGGUGGCAUUGAGUGUGACAACAUUUUCCUUCCAAAAGAGACAUCUGAAAGUCUUUAGAAAGUGAGCUGUAUGGGAUGGAACAUGAGGCUACCCAGCUAGAAAAGCAGCAUGUGCACAGGGUGUAUGAAAAUACAGCUGCCUACUUUAAUGAUCUGCAGAGCAAAGCAUGGCCUCGUGUUAGAAACUUUCUGUUGGAGCAAAAGCCUGGCAGUCUCAUUGCUGACAUAGGUUGUGGAACCGGAAAGUAUCUCAGUGUCAACAGUCAGGUGUAUACUCUUGGCUGUGAUUACUGUGGACCGUUGGUAGAAAUUGCAAGGAAGAGAGGUGAUGAAGUUCUGGUAUGUGACAACCUUAACCUUCCCUUUAGGGACCAGUGCUUCAACGCAGUCAUUUCCAUUGGAGUGAUCCAUCAUUUCUCAACUAAACAAAGAAGAAUCAAAGCAAUAAAGGAAAUGGCAAGGGUAUUGAUGCCUGGAGGCCAGAUGAUGGUUUAUGUUUGGGCUAUGGAACAAAAGAAUCGCCGCUUUGAGAAACAAGACGUAUUUGUUCCCUGGAACAAGGCCUUGUGCUCACGGCAUUUUUCAGAAUCAAAUCAAUCUGGAGAUAAGGGUGAGUUUGUGCAUGCUGUGAAAAGCCAAGAUAUACACCCUGCAGAGCUAGUCAUCUCUGAUUGCAGCUACCAAACCACUCUGCAGCCAGAAACUAAUUCAAAACAUUCCCAAAAUACGGACCAUUGCUUAUCCAGAGCCUGCUGCAUGAAAAUUUCUGAAGAAGAAAAUAGAUUUUACAGUGCUCUAGGAAGAUCUUUACGGUCAUGGUUUUUCUCCAGAUCUCUUGAUGAAUCAGCCAUGAGGAAGCAAACUGAAAAACUGAAGCCUCCGAAGAAUGAAGGAGAAUGGACAAACAGUACCAUGCCCAUUCAGCAUUCACGGCACUGCAGUUUGGACUUAGGUCACCAUGGGGCACUGUUGAAAGAACAAAGUUUAGAUGAUGAUGAUGUGUUUGUAGAAAGCUCGCCUAUCAAAAAGCCACCGUGGUCACCAGCCACAGAUGCACUGAAGGAUUUGAGUUUAAAUGGAGGACACCACAGCGUAGCUCAAAGCAAGAGUGAAGAAGCUGCUUUUAUAAAUGGUUCAGUGGAAGACAGGGACUUCAGCUGCAUUUGUAAUAAAGAUGAUACUGUUAAGUCUACUGCCAGCAAGUUUUUCAAAAGAACUUCAACAACUGAUUCCACUGACUCUGCUUUGGAUUCUGCAGUAUCUGUUGGGGACCAAACUGUUGACGCAUUGGAUACAAAAGCCUUCAUGCGUUAUUAUCAUGUUUUUCGGGAAGGGGAGCUGUGCUCUCUGAUAGAAGAGAAUGUGCCUGAGCUUCUGAUACUUUCUUCCUGCUAUGACCAUGGAAACUGGUGCAUUAUUGCAGAGAAAAGAGGAAAAUAACUAUACACAGAAGAAAACAGAAUUCAAUGACUGAGGAUUUUAAGCUGCUCCUUGUGUUCCUGUGAUUGUGCAAUUUGAUGUGGAAUUUGAAUCCCUUGUAGUCACGUGCCAUCCAUUUCCUAUCUAUGUAACUAUCUGAUGCAAGGCUUGUAUAUAGGAAUGUAAGUGGCAAAUGAUAUUUAUGUUUUGUUAAACUUUUAUGAAGUUAAAAAUGGAGAGUUUUAUAUUGCUUUUAGCAAAUAAUUGUGUUUUUAAAUACACUUUUAUAUUGAAAAAUAAAACUUUUUUAUAAGACAAGGAAAGGAUCAGGGCAUCUUUUAUGAGAAAUAGCCUCUUCGUAGGACAUUUAUGCUUUGUUCUUGGAAUGCUUAAAACAUGUCACAUUACUCCCUGUUCUUAAAGUCCUAUAAAUAGGGACAUAGGCACAUUUUAAAACACACUUGACUGUAAACUGCUUGAGUGCAUGCUGCAUAACUGGGAGCAAACAUAGUCCCAGUGCUACUUAGUUUGGAGUAGAGUUGUUAAUGGGCAAAAGCCAUGUACAAAUAAGCUCUUAUUGCAUGUUCUCUUAUUUGUGGAUUGUAUUUUGGAGCAAAUGACAGAAUGGAUUUUGAACAAUAAUUUGGACUUUUGUUUUGAAAACAAUUUAAUUUGCGUAUCAGAUGCAGAUUAAGUUUUGCACGUUAGCUCUCACAAAUACUUUAUCUUAAUUUCCUUUUCUUUCUUUUUUCUGUCUUUGCUGGUUAUUUAUAUAUAGGAGUCAGAGGGAUUAGUGAGAGUAGCAGUAUUAUGUAAAGGUUACAAAAUAUCAAAUAUUUGAGAUACAUAUAUCUUUUUGAUAAGCCUGGGUAGCUAAGAUAAAGAAUACUUGAUAAGAUUAAUAAAAUCCCAGUGCACAUCUGGUCAACUGUCAUAUUUGCUCUGCUCAUUCACUGACAUGAGAAUAUAUACUCAAUGGCGUGUCAAAUAAUGUAGAUAGGAAGAGGAUACAAGUCAAGUUUGUAUCUAAAAUAUAACAUUUCCAGGCUAUGUUGUGUAAGUAGAUGGGUUUUGGAUGGAAUUUUGGAUUGGAUGGAUUUUGGUAGAUGGAUUUGUUAUUUUUUUUUCAGUAGAAAAUCCUAAUGAUACUGACUAUUUUAGAUGUAGCUGCCGAGGAGUAAUUACUGCAUGGUAAUGUAUUAUAGAUUUAUUUACUGGAUUGUUGCCUGUAGAACAAUCAUUUUUGUCUUCCUCAUAGCUUGGGAUCCUUGUGCUUUAUCCUUCCCAGGUCUCUACCAAGUGCCAGGGGCAAAUCCUUGCAUUCCCCACUGUCUUUUGACCACAAAAGUGUGGUCAAAGAACUGUGCAUUGGACACUUCUGAAAUAUUAUUCCACUGUGUCUGAGCCUUACUUCAGAGCAGUGGCAAUAUUCCCUGCAUCGCUGGGUCCAGCUGCUCCCUGUGCACAGCUCAGGGGCUGGUCCUGCUGCAUCUUCAAGCUCCCAUUUUAGAAGCACAGUGUGAAAAUGCCCAUGCAGGCAUAUUGCAGAGUCAGUAUGGGUCGUGCUCAGCUCCACACCUCAUCUGCAACAUCCUCAUGUCUGAACAGUGAGGUUUACCUCAUUUGCUGGAUAUUUUUGGAGGAGAUUGAGGAUUUAGAAGCAAACUCAGUUGCUUCCAGAUUAGAUAUGGUAGGGGAUAUUCAGCACCCCUGGAAUCUGGGCCAUAUGUAGGAAGGAGGUAGUUGCUGAUCAUCCUGUAUCCAAUUCUGAAAGUUUGUUCUUAAACUCCAACAUGCAGAAUCUCCAUUCCAAGCAUAUAUGAAAAUUUCUAUGAAAAUUAUUAAUCUAAACUGACAGGUUUAUUUAACUGGGAGAAUCAACAUUAAAUUUUGUUAUCUGUACUUCUACAUUCUACCUGUACAGUAUUCAGUGUGUAAAUAAGCAGGCUGACAAAAUUUGGGGUAAAUUAAGAAAAAAAAGGCUUCCAUUCUCUUUACAACAGAGACUUUCUGUCCCUGUAAAAGGCUGACUCUAUGUUUCAGGCUCUGCUAAACACUUCAUGCUGUACCAGCUGUAUGAAUAAGACCUGUCACCUCAAAGCCACUAAAGUACUUUAAAAAAUGCUUUUGUGUUUGUAGACUUUCCCUGCAUAGUUUGGUUUGAGAUUCUUGACUGGGGAUACUUUUCACAGUUAUUUGUUUCUAUAUUUCCACUUCUCCUGUUCUGAGCUGAUGUCACCAAAUCAUAUUACAUGAAAGUUUGGACUGUAUUAUCAUAAAUUCCUGGGUGGGGUGGGUGUAAACUGCUUUCUUUUUCUUUUUGCUCUUGGACUUGGUGAUCUAAGUCCUUCUAACUGAACCGUUCUGUUCUGUUCUAUUUGUAAAUUUCCCAUUUUCCUCUGAGAAUAUAUAGUCACCAAGUAACACAGUUUUUGAAGAUAGGGAACAGGAAGCUGAGGUCAUGAACUUCAGGUCUGCCCAGCAAGCAUGUCAGGCCUUUAUUCCCAUGUUCAGACUCCCAUCUACCCAUAGAAGCCACCUAGCUCUGUAACAGCUUCAUCAUCUCAUAAGAAACCAGAGUACAUCACUCAGAGCAUGGUGACUGUCUCUUCUGAUGGGUUUCCCUUUUGAUGAGACCCAUCUUAAGCAAAAUGUAAUUCCCAGAAGAAUCCAUGUGAUCCCAAUCUUUAAUAGCUUGCAUACAUCCUUAAUGUCUUCAGGGAGGUGUGUAUGCAAUUGAAAAGUCUAUAACAAAUGAAUGAAUAUAUAAAUAAAAUCCAGCUGUCCCUACGUGCUCAGCAAUGCCCAAACUACAGGAUCUUACUGCUGUAAGGUAACGGGCAAAUGUAUUCUUGUAUUUCUUGUCUGACUUAUAGUCAAAAUUCUCACCCUGUUUAUGGCAAUAUCAAGCCCGAUACUGACUUUAGUGGGCCAGGAGUGCUCCUAAGCUGCUCAUCUGCCCUUAAGUGGCACACGGAGAUGUCUUGAUUACAUGAGAAGAGAUGCCCUGUUUUGUUUUUUUUUUACAAUUUAAUUUACCAAUAUUGCCAUCAGUCUGAACUGGCUGAACAAAAGCUGCUACUAUGUUAACUCUUAUGCACUGUAAUCCACAUGCGCUAUUGCAAUCAAAAGUGUGCAGUUGAACAGAGCUGUUUCUGAAGGACUAAUACGAUUGCAACUUUUGAUAAAUGACAUUUCACUUUUUUUUUUAAUACAUAAAAUAUAUUAGAAGUGCAGAUGCUUUUCUUUUCCUACUAAUGGCAACUAAUUUACUUUCUUCCCAGCUUGUGAUGCAGGAACUUGAAAAGCACAGGUGAGGUAUGAAAGCUGUAAAUAUUCUAGCAGAUUUUUUUUCUGGUACAUAUCGAUAUACAAGUUACUUAUGUGCGCACUUUAAAAUCAUACCCAGUGAAGAGCUGUGUAUGUAACACCAGCAGAACAGUUGUAGUGAACCACCUGGGUGGAUUCUGAAUAGGAAUAAUGGCUCUGACCCUGGGCCUCUCCCGUGUUGUGUCUCCGUCAAGCUGCAUUCGUGUCACCAUUGGGCUGUAUUAGUAUCGACAUUGUGUUGAACCUAGUGGUCUAGCCAUUUUCUUGCUCAGCACUUUGACAGGAUUUGUGGCUGUUUUAGUAUUCCGGGAAAAUGAAGUAUGUCAGUGUUAAAUAUAUGCAGUUGUAUAUCUAUUUUGUGAGAUCAGCAUUUCUUAUUCUUGAAGUAUAUUAAUUCUGGCAGCUACCCGUGAUUUUAUCUUCCGACCUCCUUGUCAAAAUCAUGCAUAGAUACUGCUCUGUAAUCAACUCUUUGUCCGUACAUGGAACUUAUUAUCUAGCAUUUGACAGAAAAUAAAUCCUACUUGGUUAAAAUGUUAUUUCCUACAGAACUUCUGUGCUUUAAGAUUAGUUAAUAAAUAUAUUAGCCACUGGAAACUCUGUGUCUGGAAAAGUUCUUGAUGAAUGUUAAAUUUGAGCAGACUCUGUCAGUGCCAUUUGCUCAGUAACAGGUAGACCACAUGGGGCACAAUGGGAUUUGCUAUGAAGCCAGGGACUCUGUCUUUGUUUUAGAUGUUCAUAGGCAGCCUAGCCGUAAAUGUGCUCAUUUGAACUAGGCAAAUAAAGGUGAUGAAAUGUGAUUUUCAGCCACUUCAGUACUAUGUGUCAUGCUGAUGAUAGAAAAGGGUGUACCUGAUGGUCCGGCAGGGUUAUCUGCUACAGAGCUGCACUUCCUGCCCUUCUGAUCUAUUUACUGUACUCCAGGACUGUGCUCUGGGGCAUAAGAUAAGUAUGAAGUAUUUCUUUGGGAUUUUCUUUUGGCAGUCUUUUUACCCCAAUUUAAAUCAGAAUAGAAAAAUAAUAUAAUCAAAAUUAUGAAAUUUCCUGGUGAGGUUACAGCUAUACUGAGUUAAAAGUGGUUUUA